ACAGUAGAAAUCUGGCACAGUCGAAGUGAACGUAAACAAUACAUGGCACGCUUCCGUGUUCACUGAAAAAGCCUAGCAAAGGUUGUCAUUGAAAUGUUCUGAAUCCUAAUCAUCAAUGUUCGAAUUGUUGCCAAUAAAACGUGCCAUUGAUUUAAAACCAUAUCAUUUGUUCGUCAUAGUAAAUUAUGUAUCAAUCAAACGACUUUCCCCCAAUACCAAAAUGCUUUAGCCAUUUGGUGGUUGUGAAUGUUUCUGAUGCCAGUGAUGGGGAACAAACUCAUAACUACAAUAACGUAAACAACAUUCGCUUAAAUUUGGAAACUAUAGCUUUACCUAGUAAUAAUAAUGACUCUAUAAGUUUGCCAUUAUCAACAAGGGAUACCAAUAAUACCCUUAAUGAUUCAAAGUCUUUGGAGGGAUCAUCAAAGUCCAAUAAAAGAGACAACCAUCUUCAGCACUAUUAUUUAACAAAGCCAAAGGGCAUGUCCUCAAUUUCAAGUUUAAAAGAAUCAUAUUCAGGCAGUUCAGGAGAAUUAAAAGACAAGACUACCACUGUUAGCAGUAGUAGAUUCGAUCCAAAAAAAUCUGGUGAUCAACAAUCAUCCCUGGACAACGAUGAAUACAAAAACCCUUAUUUAAAGUUAAAUUGCUCACUAAUGAAGUUACAAAAAGAAAUGGUAUGUUGAUGGUUAAAUUAGUUAAAGUUAAUGACAAUAUUAGUAAUGAGUAAUGAUGUCAGGAAUGUAAUGUUAUUUAUUUUUAAAAUAAAAACAUUUUUAGAUCAGUUUAAUAAUUAAAUUGAAAGAAAAAUUCUGCAAAGGAAAGGCAAAGGGCUUAAAAUAAAAGUUAUAUUUCAGGCCCCAAACUAAACAAACUUACUAGAAAAGGGGUGGGGUUAUAGUUUCUUUGAGUUCAUACUUAGGCUAAUGGGGGCAUUAACCCCAAAGUAAGUGUGGCUCAUGCUAUUUCAUGCACAAGUACCAGUAUAUUCCUAUUAUAACUUAUUAAAAAUUCAUUUUAAUUAACGCUUAAACUGAAGGAUUUGAAAUAAUUUUGAAGCAGGACUAAUGUUGAUCUCACCAAAAUCCCUUCAAUAUAAUUUAAAAAAAUUUUUAGUUUCUUUAUAUAAUUCUAUUGCUGAAUUUACUUUGAGGCCUCAUUAUCCUUACAAUUGAAAAGUAUUCUUCCUACACCCAGACAACUAAUGUCUUUAUGGUAUUUAAAAUAAUUUUAACAAAAUAACCAUUUUCAGUUUCAUUUCCAUUUGUCGUAAUAUUUUUUUCAGAAAGACCUGCGAUUUCUUGAUGUGUCCUUGUUUUGUCAACUUGUCUCCCUCCAUGAAGCCAUUCAAGAUUUGAAACUCACAAUGUCUGAUCGUUUCUCAGAAACUGGCUCAGAGUUUUCCUUAGGUUCUGCUAGUUACAUGGGCUCCAUGUCGAGCCUAAAUGAGGACAGUGAUUGGGGAGAAGAUAGUUCAAUCUUUCAGUCUCCCAAUGUCUUCGACCCACAGGAGGAUUCUGAAUUUGAUCCAACUCUAAAUGAAAAUGAGCAAAGUGCUACAAGUCUUUUAAAGCAAAUCACAGACUUGGCUCUUCGGGCAGAUGAAGAUUUUUAAUGGUACCAGUACCCCCCCCCCC
Messenger RNA from Lymnaea stagnalis (great pond snail), 1637 nucleotides. The record is from the annotation of a GenBank genome assembly. Lineage: Eukaryota; Metazoa; Mollusca; Gastropoda; Lymnaeidae.